AUGUCAAUUCCGCAAGAGUUGUACCCAAGCCAAGACGACCCCUCGCAUAUGGAGGAUUUUAUCGAGUUUUUGGUGAAUUCGGGCCGGUGGCAAGAGGCCGCGGAGAGGCUAGCCAGGGUUUUGAACGACGACACGUUUUAUUCGACUAAAGGGAAGACUAAGCAUAGGCUAUGGCUUGAGUUGUGUGACUUGCUUACGCAGCACGACAUGGUUUCUGGGCUGAACGCGGAUGCAAUUAUUCGGGGAGCGAUUAGGAAGUUUGCGGAUGAUCAGGUCGGGAGGCUCUGGACCGCGCUUGCGUAUUAUUACAUCAGGAGGGGGUUGUUUGAGAAAGCUAGGGAUGUGUUUGAGGAGGGGAUGACUACGAUUGCGACAGAUAGGGAUUUUAGUGUGAUCUUCAAUGCCUACUCCCGGUUUGAAGAGAGUAUGCUUCUUUUUAAGAUGGAAGGAGUAAUAGUUGAGGAUGAGCAAACUGAGGAUGAUGAUGAUGAAGAUGACCGUUUCGAUGUGGCAAAGAUUAAGAGGAAGCUGAAGAGAUUUUGGUUGUCUGAUGAUAAAGACGUUGAAUUGACAAAGGCCCGGUUUGAGCAUCUAUUGGAUAGGAGGCCAGAACUGGCUAACAGCCUGCUUCUUCGCCAAGACCCGCAUAACGUAGAGCAAUGGCAUCGGCGAGUGAAGUUUUUCGAGGGUAACCGUGCAAAGCAGAUUCUGACUUACACAGAGGCAGUUAGGACAGUUGAUCCCAUGAAAGCCGUCGGGAAACCUCAUACGCUGUGGGUUGCUUUUGCCAAGUUGUAUUACGAGGAUCACAAAGAUGUUGUCAAUGCAAGAGCAGUUUUUGACAAGGCAGUUCGGGUCAACUACAAGACUGUCGAUAAUUUGGCUAGUGUUUGGUGCGAAUGGGCCGAAAUCGAAGUUCGACAUAAGAACUUUGAAGGGGCUUUGGAGUUGAUGAGGCGUGCAACAGCGGAGCCUUCUUCAGCGGAGGUGAAACAGAGAUCAGUGGCAGCCGAUGGCAACGAACCAGUGCAGAUUAAGUUGCAUAAAUCCUUGAGGCUUUGGGCAUUCUAUGUUGAUUUAGAGGAAAGCCUUGGUACCUUAGAGUCUACUCGUGCGGUUUAUGAAAGGAUAUUGGAUCUAAGAAUAGCCACGCCUCAAAUUAUAACUAACUAUGCAAUGCUUUUGGAGGAACACAAAUUUUUUGAGGAUGCCUUCAAGGUUUAUGAAAGAGGCGUCAAGAUUUUUAAAUAUCCUCAUGUAAAGAACAUAUGGGUCACUUAUCUUUCCAAGUUUGUUAAGAGAUAUGGGAAAUCGAAACUGGAACGUGCGCGAGAGCUGUUUGAGCAUGCUGUUGAAGCGACCCCGGCUGAAUCUGUGAAACCAUUGUACCUUCGAUAUGCUAAAUUAGAGGAGGAUUACGGUCUAGCGAAGCAAGCAAUGAAGGUAUAUGACCGAUCUACAAAGGCGGUUCCGCCCCAUGAGAAGUUGAGCAUGUAUGAGAUCUAUAUAGCUCGUGCCACUGAGAUAUUCGGGGUUCCAAGAACAAGGGAAAUAUACAGGCAAGCCAUAGAAUCUGGUCUACCGGACAAGGAUGUCAAGACCAUGUGUAUGAAAUAUGCCGAGCUGGAGAAGAGCCUUGGAGAAAUAGACCGUGCUCGUGGGGUUUUUAUAUAUGUGUCUCGGUUUGCGGAUCCGCGAUCUGAUCCUGAUGUAUGGAACAAAUGGAACGAGUUCGAGGUGAACCAUGGUAACGAAGACACCUUCAGAGAAAUGCUAAGAAUUAGAAGGAGUGUUUCUGCAAGCUAUACCCAGAAACAUUUCAUCCUUCCCGAGCAUCUGAUGCAAAAGGAUAAGCAGCCAAAUCUCAACGAAGCAAUAUUGGACGCACUAAAAAAAGCCGGUGUUCCAGAAGACGAAACGGCUGCUCUAGAGAAGCAAUUGUUGCCUGAUGCCAGUAAAACUGCUACCAAAGAUAGUAACAGGAAAGUAGUACUGGGCUUUGUGAGUGCCGGAGUGGAGUCCCAGACCGAAGGAGGAUUAAAACUUGCUGCAAAUCACGAGAAUCUUGAGCUGCCGGAGGAGAGUGACUCGGAAGACGAUGAGAGAAUUGAGAUUGCCCAAGAAGAUGCUCCCUCGGCCGUUUUCUGUGGUUUGGUUAGGAAGCGGGAAGAGUGUGCCAAUAAUGAUGGCAAUGGAGAUGAUGGUGCUGCUACUGAAGAUACAGAUGAUGAGGCCCAUCUUGGCGCGCUUGAAAGAAUAAAAAGACAAAGGCGAGGAGCAAUGAUUUGAAAACACUUAACACGGGCGAUUUAUAGAUGGAAACGUACUUGCUGCCAAUCUGAUCGCGACCGCGACCCUUUUGUUCAUUUUUCAAGCACAACACUGGAGCAGAAGUAUCGAUGUAAUUUCAUAGAAUCAUUCGGUCUGAAUGUCCACAAGCUUUUGCAAUUCUUGUAGUAGCAAUGUUGAGUUUUCGAUUCAAACAAGUAAAUUCUUUUUGUAGAUAGAUAACCACCUAAACGAUUAGACAAAGAAAUGCAAACUGAGAAUGAAAUAAUGUGGUGCAAAAUUACAAAUCCCCCUUGUCGCGCGCCACCGGAAUUGUCCAAGCUUUCGCUACCAUAAUUAGCAUCCAAAACCUGCCCUCUGGAAUUUCGAACAAUUACCCCAAAACCUGCAUUUCUAUCUGAUGGAUGGAAAAAGGCCGCAUCAAAGUUAAAUUUCCAGAAACCCCAACGAUGACGUUGCCAUGAGUGAAUAUUACUAUCCUUAACAGAAUAGGGUUCUGGUAAACAUGUACAUCAAUAGAUAGCAGCAAGACAAUCUCCAUUCACAACAAAGCGGACUUCACCGUCUUAACCAGGGGAAGAAAAAAAAGAAGAAGCUUUUCUUUCCUUCCAAAUAGCCCAACAGAUUUGAAGAACAUAGCCAAUUCCUGCCAGAGAAUCUUCGGAAUUAUCUAAGUUUUGGAUCAACUCUUCAAACCACCAAGCAGCCAAAGUGGUAUCUUACAAAAACUAAUUCCCAAUAACACCACAACUGCUCCACACCUCCCUCGUCCAAUUACAACGAAACAAAACGUGUUCUAUCGAUUCAAUCUCCUCAAAACAAAUUGGGCGUAAAGGAGACCUAGCACAUUUCCUAAAGAAAAGAUUUUCUUCGUAGCAAGAGCGUUGUGCAAGACUUUGGGUGAACAGGGAUAUUCCCCAACUUAUGCGAAGCUUUAGAGGAAAUGAAAAAGGAGGAGCUAGGUGUGGGUUUUUUUUUUUUUAGAGUGCAACAAUUGAAGAGAAAGAGUAUAACCUGACUUAACUGAGUACACCCCUUUGCUGUUCAGUCUCCAAAUAACGCCAACCUCGUGGUUAGUCCAUGAAAUUGGAGUAGAAACUAGAAAGGAUUUCAGAGCAAACAUUUGGGGAUGGCGAAAGGAUUUCAU
Molecule: messenger RNA, 3436 nt
Organism: Rhododendron vialii
Lineage: Eukaryota; Viridiplantae; Streptophyta; Magnoliopsida; Ericales; Ericaceae
Exons: 1
Coding region: 1-2289 (762 amino acids)
Biological process (GO): generation of catalytic spliceosome for first transesterification step; mRNA splicing, via spliceosome
Cellular component (GO): U2-type catalytic step 2 spliceosome; nucleus; Prp19 complex
Molecular function (GO): protein binding
Source: RefSeq, a predicted model, not a curated record